AGUCUUUUGAGAAAGAACUUCAGAGACUCCACAAUCCAUCCUGAUUCCACCGCAUCGCAAAAGAUCUCUGAAGACACAGGUUACAGGACCUGGAUGCCAGAGGCUCGGGCCAGAACCGGUCGCCCAUCUAUUUGCUCAGAUUCCUUGCCACGACUGACCCAAACAUGCUGACAGCUGACACUGGUUCCACUGUGACCCAGCGAGACUGGUCCCUGGGAUGGGCAUCAUACACAUCGUCCCCAAUGGAUAUCAAUUCCACAGGCAGUGCCAACCUCACCAACAACACAAACUCCUGCCAGGUCAGCGCCGACUUCCAGUAUGUCCUGUUUCCCGUGGUGUACAGCCUGGUGUUUGUCUUUGGCACCGUCUCCAACCUCUGCGUCCUCUGGUACCUCUUCAGGAAGAAGGGGGAGUUCACGCCCUCUGACAUCUUCAUGAUCAACCUGGCCGUGAUCGACCUCAUCUUCACCGUUCUGCUCCCCUUCAAAAUCGUCUACCACGCCCUGGAGAACGACUGGAUCUUCGGCGAGGUGGCGUGCAAGAUCACCGGCUCCCUCUUCUUCGCCAACAUGUACGGCAGCACUCUCUUCCUCACCUGCAUCUGCGUGGACCGCUACAUCGCCGUGGUCCACCCCAUCCGCUCGCUUUGGCUGCGCAAAACCCGCUACCGCGUGGUCACGUGCUGCCUCAUCUGGCUGCUGCUGGCCUCCAUCCUGCUUUACCUGUGCCUCGGAGGGCCGCUGACCAGCCGGUUCCCCAACGGCAACACAGCGUGCCUGGAGAACUUCAACGCCAAGUCCUGGGGCCGCCGCAUCUCCGGGAUCAGUAUUGUGGCUGCCAUCAUUGGCUUCUUCAUCCCGCUGGUGGUCAUCAUCGUCUGCUACCCCCUCAUCGCCAAGAAGCUGCUGGAGCCCACCGUCGGCAAGGAGUCGGUGCACACGGUGAAGCGAAAGGCCCUCCGCACGGUACUCCUGGUACUGGUGGUCUUCCUCAUUUGCUUCGUGCCCUACCACCUCAUCCAGUUGGUGCACACCCUGAGGCGGAUUCGGGUGCUGUCCAGCUGCCGCCUCAUCCAGUUCACCUACUCGGCCCGGCGGGUUACCAUGGCGCUGACCAGCCUCAACAGCUGCCUGGACCCCGUGGUCUACUCAUUCACCAGCAACACCUUCCAGUGGAGGCGCUUGUGUUGCCGGGGCGACGGGCCUACAAUCAGCUUUCGAACAAAGGCGACGUCGGAGACAAAAUCGUCACGUCAAGCUGCUCUCUGAGGGCCCAGGCCUUCCUUCACCUUGCCUUUGCCUGAACUGUCGCCUCUGAAAUGGUGAGGGUGGGGCGCUUGGUGAAGGAAGGGGCGCACUGGGCAAAGUGUCAGCCAACAUUGGCAACUCCAUCGAAGACAGACAGACAGACACACACACACGUAUAUACAGAGACACUCACACUCACAAACACACACACACUCAGAC
Molecule: messenger RNA, 1466 nt
Organism: Chiloscyllium plagiosum (whitespotted bambooshark)
Lineage: Eukaryota; Metazoa; Chordata; Chondrichthyes; Orectolobiformes; Hemiscylliidae
Product: lysophosphatidic acid receptor 6-like
Biological process (GO): G protein-coupled receptor signaling pathway
Cellular component (GO): membrane
Molecular function (GO): oxysterol binding; G protein-coupled receptor activity
Source: RefSeq, a predicted model, not a curated record